Messenger RNA from Synchiropus splendidus (mandarinfish), 2016 nucleotides. RefSeq names its product myostatin b (gene mstnb). Gene Ontology annotation, biological process: SMAD protein signal transduction. NCBI's taxonomy places the organism in Eukaryota, Metazoa, Chordata, Actinopteri, Syngnathiformes, Callionymidae. The transcript is spliced from 3 exons. Gene Ontology annotation, cellular component: extracellular region. Gene Ontology annotation, molecular function: cytokine activity; growth factor activity. The coding region runs from base 99 to 1325 and encodes 408 amino acids. The record is from RefSeq and is a predicted model, not a curated record.
UCGUGUCAGUCGGUGAAAAGUCGCUGUCGCUCGUCCAGCCAAUCAAAGAUUCCGACGACACAAAAGAGCGUGUAUAAAAAGCCGCGCGCUAAUAAACCAUGAUGCCUGUUUGCGCGACGCGUUCAUCCAAAACACCGGAUCUUUUCCCCAACGCCGAACCUGAACCUGCAGUGACGAUGCGUCUGAGUCAGAGCGCGUGUCUGUACGUGAGCUUGCUGACGGUUUUGGGCUCAGUGGUUCUGAGCGGCCAGGAGACGAACCAGCAACCGCAGCCGCAGCAGCAGCAGCAGAUCUCACCAAGCAGCCCGGAGGAACCGGAGCAGUGCGAGGUCCGGCAGCACAUUCGGACCAUGAGGCUGAACGCCAUCAAGUCCCAGAUUCUGAGCAAACUGCGCAUGAAAGAGGCUCCGAACAUCAGCCGGGACACGGUGAAGCAGCUGCUGCCCAGGGCGCCUCCGCUGCAGCAGCUGCUGGACCAGUACGACGUGCUGGCAGACGACAACAGGGACGUGGUGAUGGAGGAAGACGACGAGCACGCAGUCGUGGAGACCAUCAUGAUGAUGGCCACCGAGCCCGAGCAGGAGGUCCAAGUUGGCGGGUCACCGAGGUGCUGCUUCUUCUCCUUCGCCCAGAAGAUUCAGGCCAACCGGGUCCUGCGAGCUCAGCUGUGGGUGCACCUGCGCCCGGCGUCUGAGCCCACGACAGUGUUCCUGCAAAUCUCCCGUCUGAUGCCGGCCACGGACGGAAAGAGGCACAUACGGAUCCGCUCUCUGAAGAUAGACGUGAACGCCGGCGUCAGCUCCUGGCAGAGCAUAGACGUCAAGCAAGUGCUGACCGUUUGGCUGCGGCAGCCAGAGACCAACUGGGGCAUCGAAAUUAACGCCUUCGACACCCGAGGGAACGACUUGGCUGUGACAUCCACUGAGCCCGGAGAGGAAGGACUGCAACCGUUCAUGGAGGUGAAGAUAUCAGAGGGUCCAAAGCGAGCCAGGAGGGACUCUGGUCUGGACUGUGACAAGAACUCUCCAGAGUCCCGAUGUUGCCGGUACCCACUCACAGUGGACUUCGAGGACUUUGGCUGGGACUGGAUUAUCGCGCCCAAACGCUACAAGGCCAACUACUGUUCCGGGGAGUGCGAGUACAUGCACCUACAGAAAUACCCGCACACACACCUGGUCAACAAGGCCAACCCGCGGGGGACCGCUGGACCCUGCUGCACCCCCACCAAGAUGUCUCCCAUCAACAUGCUGUACUUCAACCGCAAGGAGCAGAUCAUCUACGGCAAGAUUCCGUCCAUGGUGGUCGACCGCUGCGGGUGUUUUUGAGUCGGGUCGGUGUCGGGUGUUUAUCUUUGGUGACAAAAUGUCCACCAGUUCCGGCUCUCUUUCAGCAGAACGUGGUGCAGCAGAACCCAAGUAGAGGUCAGCCUGAGCCCGCUGCAGCAGGACGGCGCUUUCACAACCACGACAGCUUCCUUUGUUUCAUCCAGUGAACUCCUCACCAGGGACUCACACACGCGCACGCACACACACUGACACAUGGACUUGAAUGUAAUGAUGUAACCAAAAACACAACAGUCAAAUGACAUUUUGGUUCUGAAGUUGUGAUCAGUAUUUUGGGGUCAAAACAUUGCCUUUCACACACAUUCAUCGACUGGCCUGGCACUUCCUCUGUAUCCUUCUGGACUUUCAUGCAGACUUGAAACAAGGGCACGACGAAUGCAGCCGACGAAUGAGAAAAAUAAAAGUGUUUAGACGCAACGGAGAUUGUGGAUUGCUGAGAUCGUACUCUGUACUACAGUUUGCACUAUGGCGCACCAACAGGGAGGAUUGGUGGCUACGAAAGUUGUAAAAACUGAUUUUGAUAUUUCUAUUGUAUACAUACAGUAUGCUAUUGUUUCCAGUAGGAGUUGCUCUCAUUUACAAAACAAAACACUUUUGCUCAAUGUAUAAAAACCCACAAUGUAGCAGGAUGUAACAGCAACUCUGUGUAUGUGUGUAAACAAAUAAAGUUUAU